Colletotrichum costaricense is the source of this 2754-nucleotide messenger RNA. Its product is annotated as permease. Gene Ontology annotation, molecular function: cysteine-type deubiquitinase activity; purine nucleobase transmembrane transporter activity. The coding region runs from base 1 to 2754 and encodes 917 amino acids. The transcript is spliced from 9 exons. Gene Ontology annotation, biological process: guanine transport; ubiquitin-dependent protein catabolic process; transmembrane transport. Gene Ontology annotation, cellular component: plasma membrane. NCBI's taxonomy places the organism in Eukaryota, Fungi, Ascomycota, Sordariomycetes, Glomerellales, Glomerellaceae. The record is from RefSeq and is a predicted model, not a curated record.
AUGAGCAACAUGUCGACUCACUCCAACAUGGAGCGUUUGGAGCCCGUCGAGUCGCCCGUUCGUCGAUCCGCCAUCGGCCACAGAUUCCAUGCUAUGUGGAAAGCUGUCGAUCGCUGCGACAAGCGAAUCUCCACGUCCACCUUUGGACGAAUCUUCAGACUCGAGGGAAGCGGCCAUCCUAAGGAGAUUCCCGAUACAUCAUUCUUUAGGGAGAUUCGCGCGGGAGUGACCACCUUUGCGACCAUGGCGUACAUCAUCGCUGUCAAUGCAAUCAUUCUCUCGCAGACAGGCGGAACUUGUGAGUGCGACUUGGUAAACAGAGCCGACUGCGACAACAUCGGCAGCUACAAGGCUUGCAAAGAGAAUGUUCGUCUUGACCUGAUCACUGCGACUGCUGCCAUCGCCGGCCUCGCUAGCUUCAUCUUUGGUUUCUUCACCAAUCUGCCAGUGGCCCUUGCUCCAGGCAUGGGCCUCAACGCAUACUUCGCUUUCCAGGUCGUCGGCCCCAACGGCUCAGGCAACAUUCCCUACCGUGUCGCCUUGACAGCAGUCUUCGUGGAGGGGCUCAUCUUCAUCGUCCUUGCUCUUACCGGAAUGCGCCAGUGGCUUGUUAAGCUCAUCCCCGCCACUAUCAAGACGGCAACCGGCGUCGGUAUCGGCUUCUUCUUGACGGAGAUUGGACUUUCUUAUUCGGCCGGAAUCGGUGCAAUUACUGGAGGCUGGAAGUCUACCCCGCUCGCCAUCGCCGGAUGCCCUGUUGAGAUGAUCGACCCGGACACCCAGAUGUGUGCUGGAGGUAUCAUGUCGAGCCCCAAGAUGUGGACGGCAAUCUUCGCUGGCGGCCUUGUCACGGCAUAUCUGAUGUCAUUCCGGGUCAAGUAUGCUCUCAUCAUGGGUAUUGCCCUGGUGUCCAUCUUAUCCUGGCCACGCAACACAUCCAUCACCUACUUCCCUUACAACGAGGAAGGCGAGAAUCGCUUCAACUUCUUCAAAAACGUCGUCACGUUCCAUCCAAUCCAGCACACCCUCAACGCCCUGGACUGGGAUGUCACAAAGAAUGGAUCGCAAUUCGCCCUGGCUCUCUUCACCUUCCUCUACGUCGACAUCAUUGACGCCACAGCCACGCUGUACUCCAUGGUCCGUUUCUGUGGCGUUGUCGACCCCAAGGACGGCGAUUUCCCUCGUUCUACCAUUGCCUAUUGCUGCGACGCGGCAUGCAUCUCCAUCGGCUCACUGUUCGGUUGUUCUCCAGUCACGGCCUUCAUCGAGAGCGGUGCGGGUAUUGCAGAAGGUGGCCGCACCGGACUGACAUCCAUGACCACCGGCCUUUGCUUCCUCGUCUCCAUCUUCUUUGCUCCCAUCUUUGCGUCUAUCCCGCCUUGGGCAACUGGUUGCACGCUCGUUCUGGUCGGCUGCAUGAUGAUUCGUCAAAUUACCCAGAUCAACUGGCGCUAUAUUGGCGAUGUUCUUCCAUCCUUUGUCGUAAUGACUUUCAUUCCCUUCUCGUACAGCGUCGCUUACGGCCUUAUCGCGGGCGUUUUCGUGUACACUGUUCUUAACGGCCUGAUCGCCUUGACUGUCUGGCUGUCUGGGGGUAGAAUCGAGCCCCGCGAGUACGAUGCGAAGGAAUACUGGUCCUGGAGAGGCUCUGGCAAGAAGCCUUGGUUUGUGCGUGCUGUCCGCAACAGCUGCUUCAGCAACGGCGACAACGACAGCAAGCGCCAGUUUAACAUGCAGGACGACCACGAUAGCUCCUACGCUCCGGGUUCGCGCAUGGGUUCAUCGGACCAAAAGGAGGACGGUGUUCACAUGGUGACGAUCCCACAGCGGGCGGGCGUUUUCACCUACCUGCUCGAGAACCUCGGUGUCAAGGGCGUUCAGUUUGAAGAGCUGCUCACGCUCUCUCCUGAUGAGCUAGCGCCGCUGCAGCCAAUCUACGGCAUUAUCUUCCUCUUCCGCUACCCUUCCGAAGGCCUGCCCGCGCGGCCAGCAGACUCCUACGACCGCGAUGCCGCCGAGAGCCUCUUCUUCGCCCAGCAGACGAUCCAGAAUGCCUGCGGCACGCAAGCGCUGCUGAGCGUCGUUCUUAACAAGACCAACGAGGUGGAGAUUGGCGAGAAGCUUGGCGAAUUCCGUGAAUUCACCAUGGUUCUGCCUCCCGAGUUCCGCGGGGAGGCACUCAGCAACUCUGAGCUGAUCCGCGAUGUACACAACAGCUUCGCCAAGAGCAGUCCCUUCGUCGACGAGACGCAAAAGACGGGCGAGGCCGAGGAUGCCUUCCACUUUAUCGCCUACACGCCCAUCAAUGGCAAGCUGUACGAGCUGGAUGGACUGCAGCCUGCGCCUAUCUCGCACGGCGCCUGCACGACCGAAGAGUUUCCAACCAAGGUGACGCAGGUCCUCCAGGACCGCAUGCUUACGUACGCCAGCUCCGAGAUUCGGUUCAACGUGCUGGCCAUGGUACGCGACCCGAGGAUUGCCGCCAAGGAGAUUGGUGAUUCCGAGACCUUGGAGCGAGAAAACGAGAAGCGCCGCAACUGGAGAUUCGAGAACGCUCUGCGUCGACACAACUUUGUUGGCUUCGCUGGCGAGGUCCUGAAAGGUGUUGUCGCGCAGAAGGUUGAGGGCGGCGAUGCGGCAUACGAUGCCUGGAUCAAGGAGGGCCUCGAGCGGAGGAAGAGAGAUGAGGAUGCCGUGAGAUUGAGGCGGAAGAUGGGUGGCGGCGGUGACGACGACGAAGAGAUGAUCGGUUAA